AUGCGUGCGCUAAAGCUACGUGCAUCUCUCAAAGAACGCAACAGAGUUCAAACAGCGUCCUACUUGUACCCUUCGCUCGUGAAUACGUCGAUUUAUCGGCGAGGCAGGGGUGGCCGGCCGCCACGUGUCCAGCAUAAACAUGCUGUUCUCUCUAUUGUGCUGCAUUUCUACACGGCACCCGUCGAGCACAAGACACUGCAGGAGCUCUUUGGCGUCGCAUCAACGACACUCUCGAGACUGCUGCGGCGGGGUGAAGGCGCCUUGUCCAGGGCACUCCAAUGCAUGUCGGCCGCCUGGAUCAAUUGGCCAUCCAAGGCCACGCAGCUGUACUGGGCGUCCAAGUCGCAAGAGCGGGAGCCACUAGUUAGCGGCGUGUUUGGUUUUGUCGACGGCAAGAACCGUCGCGUCCAAGAACUGUCGUGUGCCGAUUUGCAAAACGCUCAUUACAACGGUAUGACCCGUGAAUGCAAUUGA
Molecule: messenger RNA, 474 nt
Organism: Aphanomyces astaci
Lineage: Eukaryota; Oomycota; Saprolegniomycetes; Saprolegniales; Verrucalvaceae
Exons: 2
Coding region: 1-474 (157 amino acids)
Source: RefSeq, a predicted model, not a curated record